UAGAUGGGCUUGCAUGAAUAAUAACCGCCCUUCCAACUUCCUCUGUUAGACUUGAGUCUCUAUUUUGAGUUCCUAUGUGAAAGCAGAAGGCUGUGAAAUGAGGCCCAUUUUGUUAAUAUCAGAGAAUAAGUCUGUGUGAGCGUUUGGGUUAAAGGAGCUCUGAACGGCUGAAUGGAUUCCAGAAACCAGGAGGAAGAAGCUGCGAGGGAAACACCUGCAGAUGCAGGACGCCGUCAUACAUGUAACAUGACUCCUGGUGUGAUUGUGACUAUUUCAACUGCAGUGUUGGUCACAGGAUUUCUGUUGUGUUUGAUGACAUUUGUGAGGUGGACAGCAGCACCAGAGGAUCACCUCGUCUACAGAACUAAAGUGACACAGCUGAUGCGUCAACUGCAGCAGUGCCAAAAGGAGCGCCAUGAUCUGACUCUGAUGCUCCGCGCUGCCACUCAGGACCCCAGGUGCAGUCUGUGUCCCGAUGGCUGGCUGUGGUGGAGGGGUCACUGCUACUUCUUCUCAGUGGGACUGCAGGAGAACCUCCAGUGGAACGGGAGCGCAGAGUUCUGCUGGGAACACGACAGCAGCCUCGCUGUUAUCAAAGACUCAGCAGAGAUGGAGUUUAUCCAAGGUGUGAUGAAGUCGUUCCCUAAGUUUCCCUUUCUGUGGGUUGGACUGACGGACUCCCAGCAGGAGGGUCACUGGCUGUGGUCGGAUGGGACAAACAUCCAGGAUUACAUGUCCUUUAUUUGGAACGGGGGUUCUAAAUUCCCUGAUGAGGCUUGAGAUUUCGAGGCAGGGGGCCGACAAUGCUGCAUGUCAUUCCCCACUCUCUCUUCCCAUUUCAUUUUCCCACCCCACUGUCCUAUCCUCUUAAUAAAGGCAUACAAGCCCAAAUGUUUUGAUAUUGGCGCCCCCUGUGGCCUAAGCAGUACCUCCUAACUCUUUGCUGUUCUUGUCCUGUACAUGUGUAAAUCUCAUUUAGCAUCCUUUUAAAAAAACUAAAAAAAGAACUACAAAACAAAAAACUACUCACAGGAGAUUUAAAAAAGAAAGAAAUGAGAAGUAGGAUAAACAUUUUAAGAAAGAUAAAGGAAACUUAACACCUUGAUAAUAGUUACCUGAUUACAAAAAUACAAAAAUACAACACAACAAUAUUCAGCUCUUAUUUUAAACACCAUCUGAUGAACUUGAUUAUUAAACCACAAACAUCAUAAAACGUUCAUUCAUUUUGCUUUUAUUUUCAAGACAUAACACACAUAUACAGACAUUUUAUACAUGGACAAACACAAAACUACAACUUUAAAUGAAAAAACUAUAAUUUCUAAAUGUCUAAAGAUUCAGCAUCAACAAUUUGAAUAUCUCAACAGAUGUCUUUGGAUGCAUAUGUCAUGUUGUGUUUGUUGUGGGGUUUUUUUAGGCUGACUGUGGAGUGGGACUCUGAUCACAGGGACUGUGCAGACCUGAGAGGAGGUGGGAGUCUCUUUGCUGCCAGCUGUGAGGCGUAUGGAUCCUGGAUUUGUAAGAAAGUCUCCUGA
This is a messenger RNA of Notolabrus celidotus (New Zealand spotty), 1532 nucleotides long. RefSeq names its product CD209 antigen-like protein E. Bases 172 to 780 code for a protein of 202 amino acids. NCBI's taxonomy places the organism in Eukaryota, Metazoa, Chordata, Actinopteri, Labriformes, Labridae. The record is from RefSeq and is a predicted model, not a curated record. The transcript is spliced from 6 exons.